Galeopterus variegatus (Sunda flying lemur) is the source of this 1180-nucleotide messenger RNA. RefSeq names its product UPF0688 protein C1orf174-like. The coding region runs from base 69 to 683 and encodes 204 amino acids. The transcript is spliced from 3 exons. The record is from RefSeq and is a predicted model, not a curated record. Lineage: Eukaryota; Metazoa; Chordata; Mammalia; Dermoptera; Cynocephalidae.
UGCCCAGGAAGUCACUGGCUCCACGUCUGCCAAGACAGCAUGUCUGGUGAGCCUCACUGCUACAAAGAAUGCCACGAUCUGACUCGCAGACUUCUUCAUCACACAAAGCCACGGACAGAAGAACUUCCAAGAAGUUCAAGUAUGACAAAGGCCAUCUUGUGAAGUCAGAGUUACAGAAACUAGUCCCUAAAAGUGAUUGUGCUUCUUUGCCAGAAGAAACUCCUGAGACCCCUUGUAAAAAUGAGUUUGCUGGAGACGGUGCCUUGCUUCUGGGCAGUAAAGCUGGUGUUGCCACACAACAAGAGACUGCUGCUCUUCCCCUGGGUCACUGCAGAGCUGUGAGUGAUCCUUGCUCAGGAAAGACUGAAGGUGGCCUGUCCACGCCAAAACACAGUGCCAGUUCUGGAGCAGAAGAGUCUAAUAGCAGUGCCACCGUGCAGGAUGAGUCUGUCCUAGAGUCAGAGGAAGUCCAGACACCCCCACUUCAGAUGGACAACAGCGUCUUUCUAGACGACGACAGCAAUCAGCCAAUGCCUGUGAGCCGAUUCUUUGGGAACGUUGAACUCAUGCAGGACCUGCCACCAGCAUCCUCAUCUUGUCCUUCAAUGAGCAGACGAGAAUUCCGAAAAAUGCAUUUCAGAGCCAAAGAUGAUGACGAUGAUGACGAUGAUGCGGAAAUGUAGAACAUAUACAAAAUGACUUCUUUGCCUAUUUAAUAAGUGAGCAAUUUGAUAAGUUAGCACAUUACAAGAUUUAUAUAAAGUGUAUCUCCAAGAGAAUGUGUUGUUAAUCACACUUCAGAACUGACCCAUUAAUGUCAAUGGUGCGAAACACCGACCACCUGUGGAAGGUUUACUCUUGUACCCUGGGACAGUCUUUGAGAUUAUAAAGCUGCUGUUUCUGUGCUGAUGUCUUUUCUUACAUACGUAUGUACAUACACGAGGAUGAUUGAGUCAGCUGGGGGGACUUGGGGUUAACGAGACAGACCUUGGUAAAGAAAACUCUUCACUUGAGCUCGGUAGUUUUGGUAACAUGCAAGUUUAUUUUCUAUUGUCAAAACAUGAUCAUUCUGAUGAUUAAUUCAGUACUCGUUCUUAAAGAACUCUUCUUUAUUUCUGUUUAUGAAGCUGAAGUUGACCUUGGAAGUUUUGCAAAAUACAUGUGGGAAAGAAAGAAAAUA